This is a messenger RNA of Propithecus coquereli (Coquerel's sifaka), 4007 nucleotides long. RefSeq names its product glutamate receptor, ionotropic, AMPA 4 (gene GRIA4). Gene Ontology annotation, biological process: synaptic transmission, glutamatergic; modulation of chemical synaptic transmission; monoatomic ion transport. Gene Ontology annotation, molecular function: transmitter-gated monoatomic ion channel activity involved in regulation of postsynaptic membrane potential; AMPA glutamate receptor activity. The transcript is spliced from 15 exons. The record is from RefSeq and is a predicted model, not a curated record. Gene Ontology annotation, cellular component: postsynaptic membrane; plasma membrane; AMPA glutamate receptor complex. Lineage: Eukaryota; Metazoa; Chordata; Mammalia; Primates; Indriidae. Bases 418 to 3048 code for a protein of 876 amino acids.
CGGCCGCGGCGCCAGUGUUUGUGUGUAUGUGAGAAAGCGAGGGGCGAGCGCCAGUGCGAGCGAGGCAAAGACAGAGCGCAUGUCUCAUCCCUGCGAGCAGCCACUGGACGCUCCACCACCAUCUUUUGCAUGUGCAACAUUUGCAGCCGGACAGAAAACCUCUCCCAGGGCUAUGGAGACUGCGGGCAAAAUCUGGCAGCUCGCGAUGGAUUGCUGAAGGGAACAAGUCAUAAUCUUAAGCCACCCAAACCUCUCUCCUUUUUUCUUUCUUUCUUUUUUCUUCUUCUUUUUUUUUUUUUUUUUUUUUUGGUUGUUUUUAAUUUUAGCGCCAUCGUCUUCAAUGCCUCUCUGAACAGCCUUUAGGAAGAGUGUGAGAGAAAGAGAGAGAGCGCGCGCCAGGGAGAGGAGAAAAAGAAGAUGAGGAUUAUUUGCAGACAGAUUGUCUUGUUAUUUUCUGGAUUUUGGGGACUCGCCAUGGGAGCCUUUCCGAGCAGCGUGCAAAUAGGUGGUCUCUUCAUCCGAAACACAGAUCAGGAAUACACUGCUUUCCGAUUAGCAAUUUUUCUUCAUAACACCAGCCCCAAUGCGUCGGAAGCUCCUUUUAAUUUGGUACCUCAUGUGGACAACAUUGAGACAGCCAACAGUUUUGCUGUAACAAAUGCCUUCUGUUCCCAGUAUUCUAGAGGAGUAUUUGCCAUUUUUGGACUCUAUGAUAAGAGGUCAGUACAUACCUUGACCUCAUUCUGCAGCGCCUUGCAUAUCUCCCUCAUCACACCAAGUUUCCCUACUGAGGGAGAGAGCCAGUUUGUGCUGCAACUAAGGCCUUCGUUACGAGGAGCACUGUUGAGUCUGCUAGAUCACUAUGAAUGGAACUGUUUUGUCUUCCUGUACGACACAGACAGAGGAUACUCGAUACUCCAAGCUAUUAUGGAAAAAGCAGGACAAAAUGGUUGGCAUGUCAGCGCUAUAUGUGUGGAAAAUUUUAAUGAUGUCAGCUAUAGGCAACUUCUAGAAGAACUUGAUAGAAGACAAGAGAAGAAAUUUGUGAUAGACUGUGAAAUAGAGAGACUUCAAAACAUAUUAGAACAGGUAAGUGCUGGAUUUUAUAUUAUUAACCUAGACCUCCACCUAGACCUCCAACGAAAAAGAACUUGCAUUUCUCUCAAAAUGACAUACUGUCCCAGCUCUGAGUCAUUGCCCCAGUUUUUACCACGUUCUAGCAGAUACACCUCUGCUCUGACUUAUGACGGAGUCCUUGUGAUGGCUGAAACUUUCCGAAAUCUUAGAAGGCAGAAAAUUGAUAUCUCGAGGAGAGGCAAUGCUGGGGAUUGUCUGGCAAAUCCUGCUGCUCCAUGGGGCCAGGGAAUUGACAUGGAAAGGACACUCAAACAGGUUCGAAUUCAAGGGCUGACCGGGAAUGUUCAGUUUGACCACUAUGGACGUAGAGUCAAUUACACAAUGGAUGUGUUUGAGCUAAAGAGCACAGGACCUAGAAAGGUUGGUUACUGGAACGAUAUGGAUAAAUUAGUCUUAAUUCAAGACGUACCCACUCUUGGCAAUGACACAGCAGCUAUUGAGAACAGAACAGUGGUUGUAACCACAAUCAUGGAAUCCCCAUAUGUUAUGUACAAGAAAAAUCAUGAAAUGUUUGAAGGAAAUGACAAGUAUGAAGGAUACUGUGUAGAUUUGGCAUCUGAAAUUGCAAAACAUAUUGGUAUCAAGUAUAAAAUUGCCAUUGUCCCUGAUGGAAAAUAUGGAGCAAGGGAUGCAGACACAAAAAUCUGGAAUGGGAUGGUAGGAGAACUUGUUUAUGGGAAAGCAGAGAUUGCUAUUGCCCCUCUGACAAUCACUUUGGUACGAGAGGAGGUCAUUGACUUCUCUAAGCCCUUCAUGAGUUUGGGCAUAUCUAUCAUGAUCAAAAAGCCUCAGAAAUCUAAACCAGGAGUGUUUUCCUUCUUGGAUCCUCUGGCCUAUGAGAUUUGGAUGUGCAUAGUCUUUGCCUACAUUGGUGUCAGCGUGGUCUUAUUCCUAGUUAGUAGGUUUAGUCCGUACGAGUGGCACACAGAAGAGCCGGAAGAUGGAAAGGAAGGACCCAGCGAUCAGCCUCCCAACGAGUUUGGCAUCUUUAACAGCCUCUGGUUUUCCCUGGGUGCUUUUAUGCAGCAAGGAUGUGACAUUUCACCCAGAUCCCUCUCAGGUCGAAUUGUUGGAGGUGUGUGGUGGUUCUUUACACUCAUCAUUAUAUCAUCUUAUACUGCUAACCUCGCUGCUUUCCUGACGGUUGAGCGAAUGGUCUCCCCAAUAGAGAGUGCAGAAGACCUGGCCAAACAAACAGAAAUUGCCUAUGGAACAUUGGAUUCAGGGUCAACAAAAGAAUUCUUCAGAAGAUCAAAAAUAGCAGUGUAUGAAAAGAUGUGGACCUACAUGCGAUCAGCAGAGCCAUCAGUGUUCACUAGGACUACAGCUGAGGGAGUAGCUCGUGUCCGCAAAUCCAAGGGCAAAUUUGCCUUUCUCCUGGAGUCCACUAUGAAUGAAUACAUUGAGCAGCGAAAGCCAUGUGACACGAUGAAAGUGGGAGGAAAUCUGGAUUCAAAAGGCUAUGGAGUAGCAACGCCCAAGGGUUCCUCAUUAAGAACUCCUGUAAACCUUGCCGUUUUGAAACUCAGUGAGGCAGGCGUCUUAGACAAGCUGAAAAACAAAUGGUGGUACGAUAAAGGUGAAUGUGGACCCAAGGACUCUGGAAGCAAGGACAAGACGAGUGCCUUGAGCCUGAGCAACGUAGCAGGCGUCUUCUACAUUCUGGUUGGCGGCUUGGGCUUGGCAAUGCUGGUGGCUUUGAUAGAGUUCUGUUACAAGUCCAGGGCAGAAGCGAAGAGAAUGAAGCUGACCUUUUCUGAAGCCAUAAGAAACAAAGCCAGGUUAUCCAUCACCGGGAGCGUGGGAGAAAACGGCCGCGUCUUGACGCCCGACUGCCCCAAGGCUGUACACGCUGGAACUGCAAUCAGACAAAGUUCAGGAUUGGCUGUCAUUGCAUCGGACCUACCAUAAAAACCAAAAAAAUAAUUGAGUGCCUUAAUUAAACUGUGUUGGUGACUGACGGAAACGCAGCCCCGAGGGACACGCCCCGCGCGGGGCUUCGCUAACCCGAUCCUUUGGCCGAGAGCGGAAGUGCGUCCCGGGCCGGCGGGCGGCGGCAGCGGCGACUGUGCAUGAGCUCAGCUCGGAAACCCAAACUCAGAUUUUCUAUCAGGAAAACUCACAGUUUAGGUUUUUUCGGGGAGUGGGUGGGUGGGUGGGGAGCUGGGAUGGGUGUAUUAACAGCAACAAAUUUCACUCGAGUGGACUUAAAAACUAAUCAGACUUGCGAGUUAGCGCAUUAAACUGUGAAGUUCUUGCUCAGAAAGGCCUUUGUCUUCACCAGAAAGGAUAAAAUAGUUCUAGAAGUCGACGAACACGCUAACCUGUGUCUCCAGAACACCCAUAUAGUCAAUGGAAGAAUACCCAGCUGAGAAAACAAAUCACUCAACUGUGAUAAAAUAAUAAACAAACAUGUAAAUCCUGUGAAAAAAAAUUUAAAGGAAGUAUUUACACUUACUUUGGAGAAAACAAAUACUGAAACAUGCUUGCUUUUUAACUGACGUAAAUUCAGUAGAGGACAACACGAUUCUUUUUUCUAACCAUCUUAGGGAACAAUACAUUGCAAUAAUUGAUAUAAAUGCCAUCACUGUAAUAAACUUUAGAGACUUUUUUUUAUAAAAGUUGUUGGUCAUCUUCUUGUUUGCUGUAACCUUCACUCUAUCACAUGAGUCGGUUCACAGAUUGCAUUUGUCUCACUAUCAGAAGAAAAACAAAAGGAAGAAAACGUUAAUGUUAAAUCAUCAGUCUGCAAUGUAGACUCAAAAGAGACAAUGGGUCACUCAUGUUAUUGAUAUUAUUUAUAAUCUUGUUCCGUGUACAAAAUUGUGGUUUUUGUACCCACCAAAAAGAAUAAAACGACAGAUGUUCUU